Tetrahymena thermophila SB210 is the source of this 750-nucleotide messenger RNA. RefSeq names its product S54 family peptidase. Gene Ontology annotation, cellular component: membrane. Gene Ontology annotation, molecular function: serine-type endopeptidase activity. Lineage: Eukaryota; Ciliophora; Oligohymenophorea; Hymenostomatida; Tetrahymenidae. The record is from RefSeq and is a predicted model, not a curated record. The transcript has 2 exons.
AUGGAUUCUGAUAUUUAAUAAGAUUUGGCUUAGACUUUAAUGAGGUAGCUAAUAUCUGCUUAUUAAACAAUUUAACCAUCUACAUAUGACAAAAUUAUGCAUAAAUUAAGAUUUUUUAAUCCUUUGAAGAUUACCAAAAAUAGAAAAUUUGGUCCAAUCAUUUUGGCAUCAGUAAAUCUAUUGAUACAUUAUCUCAAGCAUAAGCAGAUAAUCUCACCUCAAAAUUUUAGAAAAUUUUUUACCCUUAACAUUAGAAAUUUAACUGAAAAAAGGUUUGUUAAUUUAAUAUCAUAUGCGUUUACUCAUGUGUCGCUUCCACAUUUAUUAUCUAAUAUCCUUUUAUUCUACGGAUACAGUGAUAAUAUUAGCAAAUUAUUAGGCAUCAAAAAAAUGUUUUUGAUUUAUUUGACUGGUGCAUUGAUAGGAGGUGUGAUUUUAUACUGGUAAUAAAAGAAGAAUAGAGACUAAUCAAAUUUCAAUGGCUCAAAUGCAGGUUACACUGCAUUAGCAGGCUAUACUGCCAUGCUCUUACAAAAUUAUAAUAGACAAAUGGUUGGUAUUAACAUACCUGCUUGGUUUGAAUGUCUUAUUUCAGUAUUAUUAUGUAUAAGCUAGUAAAGCAACGACUUUAAAAAUAAAGGAGUUAUUGAAAUUACAGGUUUUUUGACUGGUAUAUUACUAUACUACAUAUAAUAAUUUAUCCCAUAAAAAUAAUACCUCAAAAGAGACUUAGUGAUUAGUAUCAUAUGA